Parascedosporium putredinis is the source of this 1023-nucleotide messenger RNA. Lineage: Eukaryota; Fungi; Ascomycota; Sordariomycetes; Microascales; Microascaceae. The record is from the annotation of a GenBank genome assembly.
AUGUUGGCUUCUCAGAAUCCUCUCGCCCACGCCCACGACCUCACCCCCACUCCCUUCAGUCCCGCGCCUUUUGCCAUGGAUGCCAUGUCACUCCCCGACGAAGACCCUAUUGCGCUUCCCGCAAGAUUUGCCCGCGUUAAGAAAGCCCUCAUUUCGGGAAAUGAAACGGCAGUAGCGGCGUCCUGGAACAGGCUCCUCUCCGAGCUUCGCAACGAGAUCGAGGUCAUCUCCUCGAGGGGCUCCAGCGUGAUACCAGUCAUCAAUUUCCAGGACAUAAGAAACCCAGCCAACGUGGCCAAGUUUUCGGCGGAGUUGAGGAAGAGGGGCGCGGCGGUCGUGAGGAAUGUCGUCCCGCACGCCGAAGCCAUGGCCUGGAGGAACGAGACGGAGAUGUACCUGUCUACGAACCCCGAGAUGCAGGGGAGCCCCACGCGGGACCCGCACCUAUUUGGCGUCUACUGGACCCCGGCCCAGAUCAAGGCCCGCGCCCAUCCCAACGUGCUCGCCACGCAGAGGCUCGCCAUGAAACUGUGGCAUUCGAGCGACUCAUCGGCCCUUCUGAGCACCGAAUUCCCCGUCGCCUACGCCGACAGACUGCGCAUGCAAGUAGGCGUAGGCGCCGGCGAUUCGAGGUACUACCAGAACGCUCACGUCGACGGCGGUAGCGUUGAGCGCUGGGAGCCCGACGGCUACGGCCGCGGGGGCACCUACGACAAGAUAUGGGAGGGCCGGUGGGAGGAAUACGACCCCUGGGAGAGCGGUACACGCCUCCGCGUCACGAGCGACUUGUACAACGGCGCGGGCACCUGCAGCAUGUUCCGGAUGUUCCAGGGCUGGCUCUCCCUGGGCGACAUCCCCACCGCCGAAGACGCCCUGCUCCUCUGCCCCAUGCUCAAACUCUCCACCGCCUAUUUCCUCCUCCGCCCCUUCUUCGAACCGCGCGUACCCUUUGAGUCCUGCCCAUCCACCGCCGCCUACCUCGACGAAUCAAACUGGAUCCUGCCCCCGUCCAGACCAGCGUGA